This is a messenger RNA of Podarcis lilfordi (Lilford's wall lizard), 3374 nucleotides long. The record is from the annotation of a GenBank genome assembly. NCBI's taxonomy places the organism in Eukaryota, Metazoa, Chordata, Lepidosauria, Squamata, Lacertidae.
AUGAUUUGUGUGAUGGUACAAGAACGGCCCUUUUCUGUGGUGGGCCCCCACUUGUGGAAUGCUCUCCCUGGCGAAGCUUUCUUGGUACCAAAGUUACUUAUCUUUAGGCCCCAGGUAAAAACUUCCCUCUUCUCCUAGGCCUUUGGAUAAUUAAACAAUUAACUGCAGGGUGGUGGUGGUAUAGUUUUCAUUAUGGUAUGUGUGUUUGUGUUUUUAAUAUUGUAAAUUGCCCCAUGAUCCUCCAAUGGAGCGUGGUAUAAAAGUUUAAUGAAUAGUAAUUUAUAAAAGGGUGGGACGCGGGUGGCGCUGUGGUCUAAACCACUGAGCCUAGGGCUUCAUGAUCGGAAGGUCAGCGGUUCGAAUCCCUGUGACGGGGUGAGCUCCCGUUUUUCGGUCCCAGCUCCUGCCAACCUAGCAGUUCAAAAGCACAUCAAAGUGUAAGUAGAUAAAUAGGUACCACUCCAGCGGGAAGGUAAACGGCAUUUCUGUGUGCUGCUCUGGUUUCGCCAGAAGCGGCUUAGUCAUUCUGGCCACAUGACCCAGAAAAACUGUCCAUGGACAAAUGUCGACUCCCUUGGCCAGUAAAGCGAGAUGAGCUCCGCAACCCCCGAGUCGUUUGGAACUGGACUUAACUGUCAGGGGUCCUUUACCUUUACCUUUAAUUUAUAAAGGGGCAUGGAAAGAGCCGAGCUUCCACAAUCUUGAUGCUCCUCCAUUCCAGAGCUGCAGUGGAUUUGAACUUUCAACUUUGCGCAUUGCAACCUUCCCUUAACCAAAGGCCACAGGUAGUCUUUGCUCUCUUCACUUCCAACUUCAUCGGCGUUUGCUUCAGCCGCUCCUUGCACUACCAGUUCUACGUCUGGUAUUUCCACACUCUGCCCUACUUGCUCUGGUGCACGCCUCCCAAGAAGCUUGCUCAUCUGCUAAAGUGCGUAGUGGCAGGGGGCGGGGAAGGGAGACGAGUCAAGGGGACUCAGGGUCAUGCCAGCUAUAUGCCUAUUUUCUCUGUGCAGUCAGAUCCAUGUAGUUUGUAGGAACUGCAUUGCAAUUUUACAGAAUUUACAGCAUACAUGCCUGUGAUUCCAGCACAUGCUCACUUGAUCAUGAUUACAAAGAGAACAUCAAAACAAGUGAGUGGGGUGGGACUAGUGGGAGUUAAGCAAUGUGCCGUAAAAUUACAUUUCAAAUAAUUUGCACAUCUUAGACACCAAAAAAAAUCUGGAUGAAGAGGGAAGCUGCCACGUGGUGCCUGGAAUAAAGACAUUUUUAAAAAUAGCUCAGCUUGCUGCAGAAUUUUGAUGGAUUAGGGAUGAAGCAGGGAGUUCAGCUUUCCACCUCCACUUAUGAAAACCUUGAUGCAGGUGUCACUGUAACAUAAUUCAUGUAGGAAUCUAAUCAAAACUUUUUAUAAAAAGGCCCGUAUAUUUAGGGGGAGGUUCAGAACUCUUUAUUGGCACAUCUAUUUGUUUUAAGAAUGUAUAAACAGUUUCCUAAUCAAUGUUUUCCAAAGCAGAAUGCAGAAUAUGUACACAAAUCCGAAAAACAAACUUUGAAAUCAUUGAAUUAUCCAAACUCUGUAUACAUUAUAAAAUGGCCAAGUCACACUUCAGAGAAGGCUGUCUUAAAAAGAAAGUUUUCAAUAGCUACCUAUAUUUCAGUUGGAUGCCGGUUCCAGAAGGCUGGAGCUGCAGCUUUAAAGGCCUGAUAUAUUUAGUGAUAUCAGGUGUACUUCUGGGGCAUACAGAACUCUUAAUGAUGUCCUGUGAGAAGAAUGCAAUUGCCAGAGAGGAGCAUGUGGGGCAAGGCUUAAGUUUCUCAAAUCUCCUAGCCCUAACUUGUAUCACUUUAAAUGCUAGAAGCGAAACUUUUAACUGAGCCACAUAAUGUAUUAGAAUCAUAGAAUCAUAGAGUUGGAAUAGACCACAAGGGCCAUCGAGUCCAACCCCCUGCCAAGCAGGAAACACCAUCAGAGCACUCCUGACAUAUGGUUGUCAAGCCUCUGCUUAAAGACCUCCAAAGAAGGAGACUCCACCACACUCCUUGGCAGCAAAUUCCACUGUCAAACAGCUCUUACUGUCAGGAAGUUCUUCCUAAUGUUUAGGUGGAAUCUUCUUUCUUGUAGUUUGGAUCCAUUGCUCCGUGUCCGCUUCUCUGGAGCAGCAGAAAACAACCUUUCUCCCUCCUCUAUGUGACAUCCUUUAUAUAUUUGAACAUGGCUAUUAUAUCACCCCUUAACCUCCUCUUCUCCAGGCUAAACAUGCCCAGCUCCCUUAGCCAUUCCUCAUAAGGCAUCAUUUCCAGACCUUUGACCAUUUUGGUUGCCCUCCUCUGGACACGUUCCAGUUUGGCAGCCAAAUGCAGUUUCUUAGCAGAGGUGUUAUAUAUUGUUGGUGGGAUGCCCCAGCCAACAGCCUAGCUGCAUUAUUGUAAGCUAGCUGCAGUUUCUGGAUUGCUCAAGAGAAGCCCCACAUAGAGGGCACUGCAGUAAUCCCGUCUUGAGAGUUCCUGAUGCCUGGAUCACAAUAGUCAUAGCUGUCUCGCCAGAUGAAGCUGAUAAAAGGUGCUCUUAGACACUGAGGUUACCUGUGCCUCCAGCGACAUAUAUGGAUCUAGGAGUACCUUUGCUGAACCAGAACUGAGGGCAGGGUGGGGGGUGGCAAAGAAGUGAGUGCUAAGUUCAAGAUCCUGGUUCUGGUGUAGAAAGCCCUCUACAUUGUGGUACCAGGAUACCUGAAAGAUCAUCUCAUUUCUUACAUACACAAUUGAUCACUGCUCUGCAGGUGAGGGCCUCCCACAAAUAGCCUCUUAUCAGGUCUGUUCUGCACAAUAGCUGAAUUGUGCUUCUAGCAUUGUGGCACCUCCCCUUUGGAAUGCCUUCCCCUUGAAUAUUGGGUAACAUCUCUGUUGUUGUUUUUAUGGCGCCUACUGAAGACCUUCCUUUUUCAACGAGCCUUUUAAGUUGAGCUCUUUCCGAGUCUGCAUCUGUGCUGGAGUAGUUUUAAAUAAGUUUUGUAUUGUUUUAUCUCUUGUUUGCUGCCCUGGGCUCCUUUGGGAGGAAAGACUGAAUAUAAAUGUAAUAAACGAACAAACAAUUUUUAAGAGUAAAAGUGAGGGAAGGAGAAAAACCCACUCCUCCUGCUACGACAGCCUUAUGUGACUUCUUGAACAAUGUCCUAUUUGUUUUUUCCUCUCCCUUCAGGGUGCUCAUUCUAGGUUUGAUCGAGCUUUCUUGGAACACGUACCCGUCAACAGUUUACAGCUCCGCUGCCCUCCAUGUUUGCCACGCCAUCAUUCUUCUCCAGCUCUGGUAUGGGACGGAGCCCUCCAUGACCCCCCAGGAAGUAAAGAAACAGCCUUUGAAAAAGGCGGAGUGA